UGUUACUAUGUCUCUAAAAAGGUGUGGUGUAGUACCUUGUUAAGUGAAACUGAAGGGAUACCGUGUCUUUCUUCACAUAAAAACAGCAAUAGCUCGAGAGUCCGUUGCAAGAUGAUUAGGUUAUUGUUCUGGAUUAUCCUAUUUAUCCUUGGCGUUUUUGCACAAGAAAUUGCUUAUCGAAAUGUUCCAACAACGCUUCGAGAAUGUUAUGAAAAUAAAUAUCUUUUAGAAAAAGAUAAUAGAUUGCCCCAUACUUUGAACACAUUAAUCACGAUUCUUCAAAAAAUCGAGAAUGGAACAAAAGACUCAAUGGAUUUACGUACUUUAACUGUUAAAAUUAUGCACAGAUUUCGUCAAGAUGGAAUAGAAAAAAAUCCAUACGUAGUAGAGCAGUCUGGUGUAUUACCUUACAGAGCAGGUGCCCAAGCUCAGAAAUAUUUACAAAUAGCUCGUUUUAUACCCGACAGAACUGACAAUAAUCCUUCUUUCAACAUGCUCACCGCUAUUGAAAGGUGUACUCUUCAUUUUAUGCUGUCUAGCAGCAUUGAAGUAUACCACAGAGGAGACGAAAGCCAGACAUGUAGAUACGCUGACAAUGCCUAUAGAAUUGCAAGAAGUGUGUCUAGCAAUUAUCCUCCUAAGGCAAAUUUAGAGAUACACGAUGAUGUAGAAACCUUGUCACCUGAACAAAUCGAUGUUAUUACAAAUAACAAACAUGGAGUUACCGAACAUGAUCCAAACUCCUUGUAUCCGGAAUGGCCACCGAAUCAUCCGAAGGUCGCUCGGUAUCUUGAGCAGCAAAUAUCACACAGCAAAUGUCCUGUGGAGAACGGUGUUAUAAAAACUACCUGGGGUCCAGUUUCUGCCGGAUCGCUAAUCUCUGGUAUAGCUGCUGGGCUGCAACCCGAGAUUGUAACAUUCUCAGAAUUGUUUCCCGAUGAGAAGGAUCCAGACCGAAAGGGAAAUCUAUCAAGUUUAUCAUUGAAUAAUAAAUGGAUUGCAACCAUAGCUGGUGAUUUAGCUGAAGUUACCUUAAUGCAAGGCCCUAUAACCAAUGGCCCUAAAAAUACCAAGUUAAGCGUAGGUGCAUCUGGCAUGUGGAACUCGUCAUCUAUACCUCGUUGGUAUUUCCUGAAAUCCAGUGAAAAGUUACAAUUUACCACAGCAGAGAUCAGGGGCGACAUCGAUGGAUUAAUUCUCGCUAGUGAAAUCGAAGCCUUAUAUUCCAGAGUGCCUAAACUAAGAUUGUCGCAGAUUUUGGAUCUAUAUUAUAACCCCCGCGGAUUGUUCAAUCCUGCGAUUAGGGCAUGUAAUCGCAGAUCAUUCUUUCAGACAUCCAUACCAAAAGAUGUAAUGGCUGAACAGACGUUCAGUUCUUCAUUGGUCUUAGAAGAAUACUUGCAUAGAGCUACAAUAAGUGACGAUAAGAUGAAGAACUUUGCAAAUCAAGCAAUGGAGGAGCUAGGUCUCUAUGUUGGUGAUUCAAUGACUAAGGAUUUAUCGUGUUCCGACACAGAAACAGGAUUUUUCAACGAUGUUAUUCAGGUUGCUAUCGAUUUAACAAUUAUUCUCGAUACAAAUUGGGCUUUCAACGUGAUACAACCAAUGCUUGCAGACAUCUUGGAUAAUAUCAAGAUAAGUCGAUACAACAGUCAAUUCACAAUUAUGAAUGGUCAUGACGGCAGUAUCAUGUUGAAUACUACCGACAGUAUUUUAGACUUUGGUUAUUAUAAUAUGACAAAUUAUGAAAGUGUUCACAGCGGCUUUAAUCUUCCUCAGUCACUCGAAAAAUUACGUAGUUUGCAAACCCAGAAACUGAACAAUGAACGAUCUGGUUUUGGAAACGGGAAAUCCGAUGUAGUUUUAAUUAUUCCUUAUACAACAUCUCUUACAAAUUCCGACAAGGAAUUCUGUAAAGAACAGAUCGCGGAUAUGCGAGAGAAAGUACCAGAUGCCACAUUACUUAUAUUGACUUAUGGAUCGAAAGACAGAUGGGAAGAACUUGUAAGUAAUCCAGCAAGUGACUUAUUCUCCACGACCACUUCUGAUGAUAUAGGAGGUUCAAGAACAAUGAUGGAUUUAAUUUCGAGAAUAAAACAAGUACCGCAACGCUUAAUCAAUACACAAUGUGGAGCUAAUUAUUCUCCUGCUGGAUCUUCUAAUUCGUUUAUCGAUUAUAUUGAACCUGGUACGGUUGUCUCUUACAGGAUGCAUCCUAAUUAUUUCUUUUCCGACAGCGAUCAUAUCAGCGUUAUAAAGAUUGAAGGAUCCAGUUCGGGUAAUCUGAAAAUAUGUUCAGCCAGACAUUUUAUAAAUAUUAAUAAAACAGAUAAUUGCAUACCGAUAAGUAACAAUGAACAUGCCAUUCAAGUAUCUUGUGGUGAUGCUGGCUUAAUACAUCUUUGCGAUCCACUAUAUCUAGCAAUAGAUGCACGUACACCCAGUAAUUCUUCAAUUACGAAUUUUCAAUGUACAGAGCCUGACGUGUGCAGAUUCCCUCAUAUGAUCAAAUACACCAUUCGCUAUGAAAAUUUAGUAUGUGAAAGUAACGCAAGCAUAAACAUGUUGAACAUUUUUGUUUUAAUCAUAAGUAUGCUAUACACAUUUUUGUAAUAAAAAUACAACAAAUUAUUACAUAAGUUAAUUUUUUUAAUAAACAAAACCGCAUGAAUGUAUUACAUUAGCCAAAUUAGAAUUAGAAUUAGAAUUGUAAAUAUCGCUUAGUACUGUCCUUUUAUUGCCUGAUGAAGGCAUGUGAGAUAUUUUGUAAUCAUUUGUAUUGACACCGAAACAUUCAAAAUAAAGCAUUGUAAAACUUGUUUCAAUAAAUAAAUUGAUAUUUAAA
Molecule: messenger RNA, 2845 nt
Organism: Solenopsis invicta (red fire ant)
Lineage: Eukaryota; Metazoa; Arthropoda; Insecta; Hymenoptera; Formicidae
Exons: 16
Coding region: 112-2613 (833 amino acids)
Source: RefSeq, a predicted model, not a curated record